Molecule: messenger RNA, 255 nt
Organism: Galeopterus variegatus (Sunda flying lemur)
Lineage: Eukaryota; Metazoa; Chordata; Mammalia; Dermoptera; Cynocephalidae
Gene: ANXA2R
Product: annexin A2 receptor
Molecular function (GO): signaling receptor activity
Source: RefSeq, a predicted model, not a curated record
AUGGAGCGGCACUUCCUCGGCUGUGUGAAGCAGGCUGGGGAUUGCCCAGAGGUGGCGUCAGAGUCCCAGCCUCCGACGAUCCUGAGCUCAGAAGAUCGCGGUCCGUGGCCUGUCCCCGUGUACCCUGUUCUGUAUACUGAGCUCUCAUGCGACAGCGGUGAUAGCUGUGGGAAUCUGCUUUCCAGUCCCUGCUUUCCCUGCCUUCGCUGGGUCGGCCUGCAAGACGGGCUCUGUCCCCCUGUCCGGAGCACUUUG